Molecule: messenger RNA, 1803 nt
Organism: Callorhinchus milii (elephant shark)
Lineage: Eukaryota; Metazoa; Chordata; Chondrichthyes; Chimaeriformes; Callorhinchidae
Gene: metadherin
Product: protein LYRIC
Exons: 11
Coding region: 1-1620 (539 amino acids)
Biological process (GO): negative regulation of apoptotic process; regulation of transcription by RNA polymerase II; positive regulation of angiogenesis
Cellular component (GO): nucleus
Molecular function (GO): transcription coregulator activity
Source: RefSeq, a predicted model, not a curated record
AUGCUGACCCCGGGGCUCGCGCGCCGCCGCCGCCGCCCGCUGUGGGUGGCCGUGGCGGCGCUGCUCGUGCUCCAGGCCAGCGGCGGCCACGCGCUGCUGUCUGCCGUCGCAGGUGUGCCGGCGCUGCCCGCCAUCGCCCUCAGCCUCCUGCUCGGCGUGGCCGUCAUGCUGCUCGUCGUCGUGGUUUGUACGCGGGCUCCAGGCCACGCCGCCCGCUCCGCCGCCUCCGCCCGUGACCGCAGGGCCCCGCCAUCGCCAUCGCCGCCGCUCGAGCUGCUGCUGCUGCUGCAGGAGGAGGAGGAGGAGGAAUCGGCCGCCUGGAAGAAAGCCGGACAGCACGAGGAGGCAAAGAAGAGGAGGAGGAAAGAGAAAGCGAAGGAGCCAGUGAAUGGACAUCCUCCCAUCUCUAAUGAUAUAGAACUGCUUGUUGGGGAAGAAACCAAAGGUUUAUUAACAGCAGAGAAGAAACAGAUUAAGACCAAGAAGAAAAAACAGCGAAUGGAUGAGAGAUCAUCAAAGGAACCAAAUAUUUCAGCCAAUGGAAAUGUAAAUGAGGAAGAAGCGGGGGAUUGGGUGACUAAAAUCAGCAACCGAGAGAAGCGCCAAUUGAGGAAAGAGCGACAGAAGAAGAAGAGUGAUACAGGCAGCUGCCUUGAUCCUAGUUUUUUGGGUCAUUCUGACGGACGUAGGACCACCUCAAAACCAGCCGGAGACAACAGGGGCUCAGAUGAUCAGGAAGAGAGCCCUGGAUGGAGCUCCCCGCCUGUUUCUGUGAUUGACCCAGCAGUCAGCUGGAACGAACUGGCCAACAAAACCAGCGGCUGGCAGCUCACAACUGGAGGAGGGGCAGAUGCUGACCGCCUGGGCUGGGGGCUCUUAGACAGACCCGUGGCCACCUCAGGGUGGGGAGGAACGGUGAAGGAACCGAGCAGCAGUGGGGUUGACUGGGACACUAUGGAAUCGGUGGAACAGGACAUCUUUGCUAAUAUCGGAACCUGGGACAACAAGACAGGUGUUAAAUGCCCGCCUGUGACCUUUGGCGCAUUUCCUGACUCUUCCUGCGAAGCAAUUACCCCUGAUAACACCUCAUCUCAAGAAAGUCCGUCCAGAGGUCAAAUGAGUGCAUCACUCUCGCCUCCUACGGUUGACGAAGCAUGGCUUGGACUUGAAGAUCCGUUUGCAGUUGACCUUGACUCGGAUUGGAGCCCACCAACAGAGGAAUGGGGCAAUUGGACAGGACAGGAAAUUUUGACAGUCCAUGAACUGGAGAAAGAGAAGCUGAAGGUAUCUGAAGAGGAAGAAGAAAAAUGUCAGAUGAACCCGAGUAGCGGCGGGAAAUCAAAACGAAAGAAGAAAAAGAAAAAAGGGAAACAAACAGACGAUGCUGCUGGAAACGAAGAGCUGAGAGAUGAUUCUCAAAAGAAGAUUCCGAGUGAGGAACAUUCAGUGGGAAUGGUAUUGGAACAAUCAGAAAUCAGGGAGCAACAGUGUUUAAUGGAGAUUCCUCUUACAGAAACAUGGAACACAGGACCCAGCACAGCAUCUGAUAAAAGCAAUGACUUCAUUCUGAACAGCACAAAAACAGAGAGGAAGAAAAUGAAAGCCAGAAGAGAAACUUGACAAUGUCUUUUGAUUUGUGAAAAUGCUUCAGAUUUUACUGAUAUUGGUUACUAGCUACAAGCUACAAGCGUUCCGCUGCAGGAAGCAUUGCACUAAGCCCAUAAAAUGAAGAAAGGGAUAAAACAGUAGGAAUCUCUGGUCUAGUGUUGGAAACUGCAGAGCAAAAUAAAUGGAGCUGCUGGA